Molecule: messenger RNA, 2477 nt
Organism: Fusarium redolens
Lineage: Eukaryota; Fungi; Ascomycota; Sordariomycetes; Hypocreales; Nectriaceae
Exons: 3
Coding region: 109-2424 (771 amino acids)
Biological process (GO): DNA-templated transcription; regulation of DNA-templated transcription
Molecular function (GO): zinc ion binding; DNA binding; DNA-binding transcription factor activity, RNA polymerase II-specific
Source: RefSeq, a predicted model, not a curated record
ACACCUUUCCCCCGCAUGUUCCAACGUCCAAUUAAUUCCAUGUCAACCAUCCGAGUCUUGCAAGUCAUAUCCUGUUAGCACUUAGACCCCACGGACUUAGCUGCAGCCAUGUCCAUGAACCAGCCACAAGCACCACGUAACUGUGUGAGCUGCAAGGAACGCAAAGUCCGUUGUGACCGUCGACGUCCGUGUUUCAACUGCACCAAAGCCGGUCGGGAAUGUGUCUUUCCAACUACCGGUCGCACACUACGACAGCCGCAACGCAUGAGGCGGGAACCCAUGGUUCGGAGUGAGAAAGAGAUUGAUCUCAUGGAUCGUAUCCGUCGGCUGGAGAAUGUGGUGACCACUUUGCGCCGUGCAAGCCAAACUGAACAGGAUGAAGACUUUACCAACAGUGAGAUGUCAGUUAGUGGCGACAUGGAACAGGGUGAAGCUAUUGCGUCUUCUUCAGCAACAUGGCGGCGUCACUACACGCCUUCAAAUGACUCGCCAGAUGUCGGUGUCAUGGUAGGCAAAGAACAAGGGAGACUCUACGUCGGCGAUGGCUUCUGGGCAGAUAUGCAACAAGAGCUCGACGCAAUAAAACACCAUAUUAACAUACCUGAUUCGGAAGAUGAUGACGUUGACUCUGUCUAUACACCAAACCUUCAGUCCAAUCAUAGGACCUUUUCCAAUAGUGCAGGCAGCUUCAUCUUCAGCAACCGCUCUAUGAGCUCGACGAGAACGGAAGAUCUGAGGCCUUUACCCUCUCAAAUGCUCUUCAUCUGGCAGACUUACGUCGAGAAUGUCGAUCCCUCUAUCAAGGUGCUGCACAUUCCGACUGUUUCCAGAAUGAUUCAUGAUUCUCGAGGCAACUUCAGCUUGCUGCCGUCUUUUAUGGAGCCAUUGAUGUUUAGCAUUGCAUUCGCAGCUGUCAACUCUCUAACUAGGGACGAGGUUCAAGUCCACUUUCGCUGUGACAAGAAAGAGCUUGUAUCUCGAUUCAGGCUUGGAACAGAAGACUCUUUUUCGCGCGCCGACUUUAUCAAUACGAAGGAGCUCUCUGUUGUCCAAGCCCUGAUCAUAUACACCCUCCUUAUUCGUCUGGAGGAGUCUCAGAGAUAUGUCUGGGCUAUAACCGGACUAAUUUCUCGGAUAGCAGUAGCAAUUGGGCUGCACCGCGACGGCUCCCAUUUUCCUGAUAUAACCCCUUUCGAGGCCGAGAUGCGGCAUCGGGCGUGGAGUUAUAUCUGUGUCCUCGAGUUUGCCACUGGUGACUUCCAGGUGCCAGGACUAUCAAUAUCCGACGCUGUCUUUGACACACGCCUCCCAUCGAAUCUAGACGACGAUGACAUACACCAGCAAAUGACAGCCUUACCAGAAGCUAAACCAGGGCACACACAAACAACCCUAUGCCUGUUGAGAAAUAGAAUAACAAAGGUUAGCAAGCAUGUUAAGACCGUGACGGCUUCCAUGUACCCCUGCCGUCAGAAGCCCGAUGUCGACACGAUUCACAAGCUCGACGAGCUUUCCCAAUAUUCUCAGCGGGAAUUUGCGGAAUUUCUCGCUUCCGUGCCGCCAGACCAACCGAUAUGCCUUCUCACUCGCACCAUGGCAGCUAUUGCGGUGAGGCGGCAUGAACUCAUACUGGAUCACAUUCGGCAGCCGUCUUUGCAAGCCAGGGACAAUUCUCUUCGCAGAGAUAAGCAAUUUAUCUUGGCUUUGGGAGUUCUCGAAGACAUACAUAUGCUCCAGCAUGGCCCGUCCACGAGAAAAUGGGCAUGGCAAUUCUACGGUUUCGUUCAGUGGCAGCCACUUGUUCUAGUGCUUUGUCGGCUCUCCGUUGCAGAAUUCGAUGCUAUGGCAGAACAUGCCUGGAAGAUCGUCAUGAAAACUUUGGAGACAUGCCCAGAAUCUAUCAAGGAAGAACCACUCUGGCAACCGCUGUUCAAUCUUAUUCAGUGUGUGGACAAGAGGCGGCUCCAGCAACUCAAGUGCAGACAAUCUGAGAAUAUUCGAAAACACCGUGACCCAUCAAAUUAUACAUGCUCACCAAGAACCCUGGAAUCAGAACCCGGUAGAAGUGGUGGGAACACACUUCCAUGGACGGAGCCGAACGAUCUUCCAAGGUCCGAGCAAGAUCAUUCGCCCACUGCCCUCUCGGCAACAAGCACGCCGAGCUUAGAAUGGCGCUCCCAGAACUGGUUCUUGACGGAAGGAAAUAACCCAGAUAUAGUCAUGGGAGCCAUGGAUGCCAUUACUAGUGUUUAUGAUCGUGAAGAGGAUUAUCUACCAACGGGGUUGGAGCAAUCAGCGGCUGGGUCACAGGAGCAGAAUAUGACUGAAAAGUCAUCUGACAGUGUUGAAUCUUCUAGGUUGGCUCAGUGGAAUGAAAUUUUCAAUACCAGUGAACAGUUUGUGCUAUGGGAUCAGUGGGCAUUAUGAGUAGGAAGCUUCUGUAGAUUUAUGUAAGACACGUCCAUGCACAAUGCUAUCGC